Erythranthe guttata (spotted monkey flower) is the source of this 1520-nucleotide messenger RNA. It is a transcript of the gene PGR7, whose product is annotated as proton gradient regulation 7. Gene Ontology annotation, cellular component: chloroplast. NCBI's taxonomy places the organism in Eukaryota, Viridiplantae, Streptophyta, Magnoliopsida, Lamiales, Phrymaceae. The record is from RefSeq and is a predicted model, not a curated record.
CAUCAUCAUCUUCUUCUUCUCUCUCUACUUCAAUCUCUCACCUCCAAAAUCUCUGCGCACAAAAAUUCAACAAAUUCUUCAAACGGUCAAAUGAUUCCACACACGCAUUCUCCAACCUCGAAUCUCCCACCAUCUAUUCUCCCCGCCGCCCGUUUCCCCAAACCCUCAGCUUCACUCUCUCGACCCGUAUUCAGACCCGCUUUCUUCAAGCCCUUAAAACCCAGCCGAUUGUUUAUCCAGCCCCUGAAAUGCUCGGUUUCUGUAGUUUCAAACCCGCCCAAUUUGGAAUUGGCCAACAAUCAGAAGCCUGUGCUCGCCGAGGUUGCGAGGACUGUGGUGGAAUUAUCUUCCGUCGGCACCCUUUCGACUCUCACCCACGACGGAUCGCCGUUGGGGAUCGGCGUUCGCUUCGCCGUUGACCUAACCGGAACUCCUGUCCUUUGCUUUAACGAGUUCGAUGCGAGGGUUUCUGCUGAUAGGCGGUGUAGCCUUCAUGUUAGAUUAGAGCAGAGCGGAUUGCGGACGCCUCAAUGCACAAUACAAGGAACCCUUGGUAAACCGGGAGAUAGCGUUGUUUUGGGGAAACUCUGUUCAGCGUGGAAGAAGCGGUUUAACGAGGAAGUUGACGAAAGCGACAUCUAUGUAAUUGAUGUUGAACGGGUGCUUCAGAUAGAAGAUUAUGCUGAGGAUGGGAUUUGGGUGAGUUCAUCAGAAUAUGCUUCAGCCGAACCAGACCCUCUUCGAGACUCUGCAGAAAAGAUCGUCGACGAGAUUAAUACUCACAGUAAAGAAGAUGUUAACCGCUUCUGCAAUGUUUUUGUGGAUUCGGAUUUCCAGAUACUCGAUGCGAAGAUGGUGUGGGUAGAUAGACUAGGUUUUGAUGUGCACAUGCGGUCGGUGCAAAAAGAUGUAUACGAGGUCCGAAUACCUUUCCCGAGACAAGUAACCGACGAGAAGGGUGCAAAAUCAUCUUUCAACGGCAUGUCUCAACUUGCUUGGGAAGUCGAGAAGAACUUUCACGUCGCCGAAUUCAACAAGGUGACGCAUCUGAAGAAGGUCACGGGAUCUUCAUUCUAAGUCGAAUUAGUGAAGUUUUUUUUCGAGUGAUUCCCAUAUUUUUUUCCAUGCGACGACGUGUUUUAUAGGAAAGAGGCUACAUUUAGUUUCCGAUGAAUCCCCCGUUGAGUGGGGCGAGUUUUUGGCAGAUAAGUUGUUUGUUAAGUUCGAAGCAGAAUAUUAACACGGAUUAGAAAACUUCCAUCAAGAUUAAUGCAGCCAUUACUCCCCAUUAGAGCAGUUAAUCGUGUUUAAAUUAUCGUUGCCCCCCCUCGAUGAACUUCGACAGAAGCUUAGAUGGUGAUAGCUGAAGCAAAUAGCAAAAGAAGGGAGAAAAGCAAAUGCGAAAGGGAUCUCCAUUACCACAAGGGAGAUUAAGUUUCAGAGUUAAUCGAUUUUCCCCAUUAAUCACAGAUUGUUAACAAUUUCAUUAUAUAAUUUUUAUUUUUAUUAUUUAUCUGCAA